This is a messenger RNA of Triticum aestivum (bread wheat), 1884 nucleotides long. RefSeq lists its product as uncharacterized. Bases 1020 to 1634 code for a protein of 204 amino acids. The transcript is spliced from 3 exons. The record is from RefSeq and is a predicted model, not a curated record. NCBI's taxonomy places the organism in Eukaryota, Viridiplantae, Streptophyta, Magnoliopsida, Poales, Poaceae.
UCUAUGAUAGCCUUGCUCAUAUAGUACUAAUGAAAUUCAAUUGCAUACUGAAAUCUGCUUGGUUAUGUACAUUGCAGUCCAUGCCAAUUUGAUAGCAGAGCAUUGCUGGUUGUCAUAUUUUUAUUCUGAAAUUUGUCUGCUAAUCUGGGCAUCCACCGCUUUGUCGGGCUGAACAUUAUAAUUCAAAAUUCCGAACAUAUGCCGUCACUUUGCGUUCAAGAGUAUAUUUAUGGCUAUACGCUUUCAUGUUGCCCGAUUUUUGUCAGAGCUUCAUUUUGUAUCUCCAAUUGCUUACUCAUCUAUUAGCUUUGCAGUGGCAUACACAUGAGUAGAUAUCUCAGCGUGUACUACAAACAUCUUAUGUUGGAUAUGUGUGCUUUCCAACAUAUAUUUGAAGUGUAUCCAGCCUUUCGCAGUUGGAUGUAUUCUAAACAUAUGAGUUUAUCUCCUGAACCCAUGGUUACUUACUGAACAUAGAGUAUCAAAACUGAAAGUAUAUAUACUGUAAUGUACUUUCAGUAAUAUAGAUGCCAAUAUCAUUCCCUUUUUCAAUAAGGGGGCAGUGGGGAUUCACUUUGGUAUAAAUCUGAUUGAUAGUUACUCCGGCGAAAGGCUGGUAUAAAUCUGGUAUUCACUCUGGUCUUGAUUCCUUUGCAUAAGCCUACUUAGAGUAGCAGUGGUUAUACGUGUUUGCUUACCUUUUACGAAGCUUCAUAUUACAUCAGAGUUAAGGUAAACUCAAGUAUAGAACUUUUUCUGCAAAUGAACUAAAUUACCUCCGGCCAAACGAUUGCUAUAAUCAUUCAACCAUGUAUUUAUAAGCUAAAAAAAUCACAUUUAAGAUUGGUCUGGAUCUGAAAUAUUCUACCAACAAACUAACGGUUUGAGGCUUACCUUUUAUUUGUGUUGUAACUGCAGAAAAUAAAUGACAUCACUGAACUGAACAUUGCAGAGGAUUUGGAUAACUGGCCUUCAAAAAAGCAAAAACUGCUGAAUCAGCUAUUGUGGAGCCAUCACCAAUGUCGCUAACUAUGUCAGCAUCUACACCAAUUUCUAAAUGUUUUGAAUCCAUUGUGCCGGAAUUAGAUAAUCAGAUAGAUCAUGAUCCAUUGCCAUCUCCUCCAUCCCCAUCUAGCUCAACAUUAUCUCCUGUUUUCUCAUUACAUGAUGUUAAGGAACCAGAUUCAAAUAAAGAGAUCAAAGUUGAUGUGACAUACGAUUAUCUCCCACAAGACUAUGCAUCGACCGACCAUGAUCUAUGUGCACAUAUAGCAAUAGAAUCAUCUUGGAGUAAAGAAUUGCUGGUUCAGAUACAUGGAAGUUCUGUGAGACAAAAUCAAUUGAUGUGUCUGCUAGAUGAAAAAGAGUGGGUAAAUGAUGAUGUGAUCUAUGCAUAUAUAUGUUGUUUAAAGGACCAAAAUCAUCUAGAGAAUGACAAUAAAGUAUAUUUUGAGAGUCCUUUUGUUACCUCACUAUUAGAACGGGAUGGUAACCUUGGCAUACAAGAAGAUAGUGCCUUUAUGACAAAGAUUGUCAAAAAUUAUAUGGAGCAUGACAUAGUAAUAUACAUAUCCAUAACUUUCAUGAUUUAUGUUUCAAACAUUUUUUUCCCUAGUUAUCUUUAUUACAGAUAGAACUUCCAAUAAAUAGCAGCAACACGCAUUGGUAUUUAGCUAUUGUGAAUACGAAAAAGCGUGAGAUUCAAGUACUGGACUCAUUGUGCUGGAAGUUUGACCGAGAGGACCUUGCUAUUACGGUUAGUUACAACACCAAUUUUAAUCCUACAUGUAAAUGAUAUAAAUUCAUAUUUCGUUAAUGUCUAUCAUUUUUGAACUCCAAAUCUCUGUUAGCAACGAGGAGUACAAUUUCAUUUGGAUCUUCUUA